This is a messenger RNA of Maylandia zebra (zebra mbuna), 2536 nucleotides long. It is a transcript of the gene etf1a, whose product is annotated as eukaryotic translation termination factor 1a. Lineage: Eukaryota; Metazoa; Chordata; Actinopteri; Cichliformes; Cichlidae. The record is from RefSeq and is a predicted model, not a curated record. Gene Ontology annotation, molecular function: translation release factor activity. Gene Ontology annotation, biological process: translational termination.
CCGAUCUAACCACCUCCCACAUGUGAGCCCCCGUCGUUAGCACCACGCGCAGCGUGUAGAGGAGAGAGAAACCGGUCGGAAAGCAACGUCAUUCAUCGGACCACCGACUUGACGUAGCGCAGCAGACAGAGAGCGGAGCGGAGCCGCGUUGUCCGAGGCAGGUGCUGAAGCGAUCACAGCAGAAAGAUGGCGGACGACCCCAGCGCGGCGGAUAGGAACGUGGAGAUAUGGAAAAUCAAGAAGCUGAUCAAAAGUUUAGAAGCUGCCCGUGGUAAUGGCACCAGCAUGAUCUCUCUGAUCAUCCCUCCAAAGGACCAGAUAUCAAGAGUGGCCAAGAUGUUGGCUGAUGAGUUUGGCACUGCUUCCAACAUUAAGAGUCGCGUCAACAGGCUCUCUGUUCUCGGGGCCAUCACCUCUGUACAGCAAAGACUAAAACUCUACAACAAGGUGCCACCCAAUGGCUUGGUUGUGUAUUGUGGCACAAUUGUGACAGAGGAAGGCAAGGAGAAGAAAGUCAAUAUUGACUUUGAGCCUUUUAAACCAAUCAACACCUCCCUGUACCUCUGUGACAACAAGUUCCACACCGAGGCAUUGACAGCCCUGCUGUCUGAUGACAGUAAGUUUGGCUUUAUUGUGAUCGACGGUAGUGGGGCACUCUUUGGCACACUGCAGGGCAACACCAGGGAGGUGCUGCACAAGUUCACUGUGGACCUACCCAAGAAGCACGGCAGAGGAGGACAGUCUGCUCUGCGUUUUGCUCGACUGAGAAUGGAGAAGAGACACAACUAUGUGAGAAAAGUAGCUGAGACAGCUGUCCAGCUCUUUGUGUCCAAUGACAAAGUUAAUGUGGCAGGAAUGGUCUUGGCUGGCUCUGCUGAUUUCAAGACUGAACUCAGCCAGUCUGACAUGUUUGAUCCAAGGUUACAGGCAAAGGUUCUGAAGCUAGUGGACAUCUCCUAUGGAGGAGAGAAUGGUUUCAACCAGGCUAUUGAGCUUUCAGCAGAGGUCCUGUCGAAUGUGAAGUUCAUCCAAGAAAAGAAGCUCAUAGGGCGGUACUUUGAUGAGAUCAGUCAGGAUACAGGGAAAUACUGCUUUGGUGUAGAGGAUACACUGAAAGCCCUUGAAAUGGGAGCUGUGGAGAUUCUCAUAGUCUAUGAGAACUUAGACACCAUGCGUUAUGUUCUUCGUGUGCAUGGGGCAGAGAGCAAUGGAGCAGAGAAUGAUGAGAAGACUUUGUACCUAACGCCAGAGCAGGAGAAAGACAAGUCUCACUUCACGGACAAGGAGACGGGGCAGGAACAUGAGCUGAUCGAGAGCAUGCCACUACUGGAGUGGUUUGCGAACAACUACAAGAAAUUUGGAGCCACGUUGGAGAUAGUAACAGACAAGAGUCAGGAGGGGUCCCAGUUUGUCAAGGGCUUUGGAGGCAUUGGGGGUAUCUUGCGGUACAGGGUGGAUUUCCAGGGCAUGGAGUACCAAGGAGAGGACGAUGAGUUCUUUGAUUUGGAUGACUACUAGGUAGUCUUGGACUGAUAUUGGGAGAAAAAAAUGAAUGAAGAAAUAAGGAAAUGAAAAUGCCACCUCUCUUGCAGCAAGCGAGAGGUGCAACUGUGUUGACCUAUAUAUAUGACAGACACACCUUCCAGUUCACCUGUUGCAUACACAAACUUGCACAUACUUACACAACAAAAUGCAUCACACAGGCCGAAGAGGAGUGAGAUUUUCUUUCAUCCAGAGAGGGAGAAAGCCCUUCCUGAAUAAAUCCCUGCCUUAGAGUGCUGGUUCCUUCCCCUAGUUGGAUUGGACUUGACUCAUUUUUGUUCUUUUUUUUUUUUUUUUUUUUUUUUUUUUCUUCCUCCCCUCGAUUUUGAAUGAACACAACAGCAAGUUCCCAGAUUCCUCGUUGCCGCUGUCCCCGGUCCUAAGAUGAACUUUGGAUUCACUCCUGACAUACAGAAAAUAUAUUUUCCUUUAAUGCAUCGUCAUGUCCCUAUCCCCUCUCCCUUCCUUCUAUGCUUUCUCUCUCUCUUUUUUUUUUUCUUUUUUGCAUUUCAUUUUUUUACUGGUAACUGCUGCUGUUGUAUUUUAUGAGAGUGGGGGAUUUUUUUUACCUGGGUUUCUGUAGAGAAAGGGGGACAAAGUAUUAAAUUUCAACUGCUGAAAACCAUUGCUACCUCCUCAUCUGCUGUGGUCUCACUCCUGUGCCAUCUCAUUUACUUAAAAGGCUGACCUUUUCCUGACAACAAAAUUGAUAUGUUUUGUGAGUGACGCGUGCAUGACUUUUAGACAGUUUAGUCAUCUUAUUCAAUCGUCAGACUUGCCACAUAAUGUUGAAAUUUUCUACAUUUUAAAUUUCAAAAGGCGGUAAAAUCACAUCUUUAAUACAGCUAUUCAUUAUAAAUCUUGGCCUUUACAUGCAGUCAUCUCUUUAAAUGAACUUCCCUUAAAUGAAAUAUCCCGUGUACACAUUGGAUUGCAUUUGUACAUUUAUCUGACCACUUUUAUAAAUCUAAAUUAAUUAAAAAUCUCAAUUUGU